Molecule: messenger RNA, 1653 nt
Organism: Aspergillus thermomutatus
Lineage: Eukaryota; Fungi; Ascomycota; Eurotiomycetes; Eurotiales; Aspergillaceae
Product: putative MFS multidrug transporter
Exons: 5
Coding region: 1-1653 (550 amino acids)
Biological process (GO): transmembrane transport
Molecular function (GO): transmembrane transporter activity
Source: RefSeq, a predicted model, not a curated record
AUGGCUGAACCAGAGAUCCACAACGGGCGAUCACCCCUACCCGUCGAUGACGCAAGGCCCGCAAAUUCUGCGACGAACACUCACCAGCAGAAAAAAAGUCUGAUAGAUAGAGUGAAAGGAUAUCUCGGUUUUGAGGAUAUUAGUGGGGAGAUACGAAAUAAGGCAGACAUCGAGAUUCACAAUUGGGAUGGGCCUGAUGAUCCUGAGAAUCCGUUCAAUUGGAGUACCAAGUACAAAUGGCUUCUUACGUUGACGGUCUGCUUUAUUUCCAUCUUAACCGGUCUCCCAGCUGGAACUUAUGGAUCCGGGAAUAACUGGAUGGAACAAGAAUGGCAUGUCCAGAAUUCCCCUUUUCCCAACCUCUAUUGGGCUACUACAUCCUGGAACAUGGGUGCGGCCUUUUGGCCGUUGAUCUUUGUGCCUCUUACCGAAUCCUCCGGUCGCAUGCCUGGGUACUUUGUCGCGUAUAUUAUCCUCGUCGCUACGCUAUUCGGAUCGGCUUUCGCCCAGAAUUUUGCUACGAUUAUAGUAACUCGCUUCUUUGGCGGUGGUGCGUCAUCUGUCUCGAUCAAUAUCGUCGGAGGCAGUAUCAGUGAUGUGUGGAAGGGAGACAAAGCGCGCAGUCUGCCCAUGUCUCUUUUUGGCUUUACGAGUGUGGUCGGGAUUGCUCUAGGCCCAUUUAUUGGCUCGGCCAUAGUGCAGAUUCAUAAGAAUGAUCCGUGGAGAUGGAUCUUCUACAUCCAGAUCAUCUACAACGCUGCUCUCAUCCCUGUCUUCUGGCUAAUCCUCCGUGAGACUCGUCCAGACGUGAUCCUCAAGAAACGAGCCCGUAAGAUCCGCAAGGAGACCGGACGUCCUGUCUACGCAGCUUCCGAGUUGAACGCCCCGAGUACCUUGCGUCUACUCAAAAUCUCCUUCGCCCGUCCUGUCCACAUGUUAGUCUCCGAGCCGGUCGUUCAAUUUUUCACUCUGUGGAUCAGUUUCGCCUGGGGUAUCUUGUAUCUGUUCUUUUCCAGCGUGGUCCAAACAUACAGCACCAACUACGGUUGGGGUGUAAUGGCCACUGGCUUGGUUCAGUUAGCCAUCUCCGUCGGGGCCGUCAUCGCCACCGUCAUCAAUCCCUUUCAGGACUGGCUCUACCUGCGAUCUGCGAAGCGAAAUACGGAGAGACCUGGCCGUCCCAUUCCCGAGGCGAGACUGUACACUUCCAUCCCCGGUAGUUUACUGUUCACCGCCGGGCUGUUCUGGUAUGGCUGGGCUAGUCAGCCCGACGUCCACUGGAUUGUUCCCACGAUUGGAAUCACAGCGGCUGGCAUCGGGAUCUACGAGAUUUAUAUGGGGGUUGUUAAUUUUCUAACUGACGCAUACGAGAAAUACGCUGCUUCUGCUUUGUCAGCUGCGUCGUUGGGUCGAAACUCAUUCGGAGCGUUCCUCCCGCUUGCCUCGCCGCAGCUGUUUAGUAACCUCGGUUUUGGAUGGGCUGGUUCUUUGCUAGGGUUUAUUGGAGCUGCUCUAUCCAUUGUGCCUGUCGUUCUGGUGCUCAAGGGGCCGCAGAUUCGUCGGAGGAGUCCAUUCAUGCGUGAGUCGACAUGGGAUCCGGAGGAGACGAGUGAGAGGGACGAGACGGGGGCUGAGAAGGGUGCCGAUGUUUGA